ACUACAUAAUUCCAAGAAGCACAGCCUGUGUUUCAGGCACGAUACGCCGCAUGCUCGAUCCUUCAAGCAAAUUUUCUGAAGCGUUAAGCGGUCGCUGCGUCUUUGAAAAUCUUAGCGGUAUCGUUUUGGAGAAAGUUUGCGAGUAUCUGUGCUACAACGAAAAGAACAAGAACCAGACGAACGUGCCAGAUAUGGAUAUCCCACCAGAGCUGUGCUUGGAGUUAUUGAUGGCCGCGGAUUACCUGGACGCAUAAUCUCCCCGACAGGAGC
This is a messenger RNA of Aspergillus versicolor CBS 583.65, 270 nucleotides long. Its product is annotated as elongin C. NCBI's taxonomy places the organism in Eukaryota, Fungi, Ascomycota, Eurotiomycetes, Eurotiales, Aspergillaceae. Gene Ontology annotation, biological process: ubiquitin-dependent protein catabolic process. Bases 51 to 254 code for a protein of 67 amino acids. Gene Ontology annotation, cellular component: elongin complex. The transcript is spliced from 2 exons. The record is from RefSeq and is a predicted model, not a curated record. Gene Ontology annotation, molecular function: protein-macromolecule adaptor activity.